AUGGGGGACGAAGGAGCAGAGGGAAGAGCAGGGGUCAUGGUCACUGAUUACGAAUGGAGCGCGUGCUGUCAGCUGUCUAUCAGUGGUCACACGGCCAUGGGGGAGCGAUCAAGAGAGAUCGAUGGAGUGGAGGCGAAUGACGAUGCAGCUGCAAAUGAUGAAACAACAAGAGGCGCUUCUUCUGCUCACACUUCAACAGAAGGUCAAGGAUUGGCUCCUUCGUCCGGAUAUGACUAUGAAGUAUUUUUGAGCUUCAGAGGACCAGAUACUCGAGCAGCUUUUACCGACUUCCUCUACACUCGUAUGAAAGAUGCAGGAAUCCGCGUUUAUAAGGACGAUGAAGAGCUCCGCGUUGGGGAAGAGUUUGCCCCAGAACUUCUCCAAGCAGUUAAUCAAUCAAAGAUCUCAAUUCCUAUCUUUUCGAAAGGUUAUCCCUCCAGCGUAUGGUGUCUCAAGGAGGUAGCCCAGAUGGUCGAGUGCCAGAAAAUUAGUGGACAAAAGAUCAUGCCCAUUUUUUAUGAUGUGGCACCUUCAGAGGUUCGACAUCAAACUGGGGGCUAUGGAGAGGCCUUUCGUUCACAUAAAAACAAGAAGCGGCAUGAUGAAAAAACUAUGCAAGAGUGGAAGGAUGCUCUCACUGCAGUUGGGGCAAUAAACGGAUGGAACCUGCAUGGCAAGUGGGAGAACAGGCGAGAAGGAGAGUUUGCAAAAGCACUCACCGAGGAGGUUUUCCAAAAAUUGAAAAAGGCUUAUUUGGCGGUAUCAGAUCACUUGGUCAGUGUCGACAAUCACGUGGAUGCAAUCAUGAUAAUGAUGGGUGCUCAGACAAGUGAAACACGGAUUAUAGGAAUCCAUGGGAUGGGUGGCAUCGGGAAGACCACUAUUGCCAAAUUGAUCUACAAUAAGCUUUUACUCGACUUUGAGUAUCGUUGCUUUCUUGGCGAUAUUCGAGAAACGUCAAAACGUCAAGGCAUUCAAUUCUUACAGAAACAGCUCAUCCGUGAUAUCCUCAAAAUUGAUGGGAUUAAGAUCAUCAAAGAAAUGUUGUCUGAUAAAAGAGUCCUCCUCCUUCUCGAUGAUGUGGAUCGCACGGAACAUAUGGAUGCGCUUGUAGGAAACCAUGGUUGGUUUGGCAAAGGAAGUAAACUUAUUAUUACAACACGAAACAAACAGGUUCUCAACGUUCCCGAAGAGGAUCUUUAUGAGGUUGGCCUCAUGGAUCCCUAUCAAUCUCUUCAACUUUUUAGCAAACAUGCUUUCAGAAGAGAUUCUCCUUUGGAUGAGUACAUCAACCAAUCCAAGAGAGCGGUAGAAAUUGCUGGAGGUCUUCCGCUUGCUCUUGAGGUCAUUGGUUCACAUUUAGGUCGCGUUGGACAGGAUAAGGAUAUGUGGGACGCUGAAUUGGAGAAGCUUGAAAGAGUUCCUCAUGAUAAAGUUCAGAGUAAACUGAAAAUAAGCUUUGAUGCAUUAGAUUUUCGACAACAACAUAUGUUCUUCGAUAUAGCUUGUCUUUUCAUUGAAUAUGACAAAAACAUUCUGGUUCAUUUCUGGGAUGAAUCUAAUUUUUACCCGAAAGUAGACAUGAAAGUUUUGCGGAACAUGUCUUUGAUAAAGAUCAACGAGUAUAAUGAAGUGUGGAUGCACGACCAACUCAGAGACCUUGGAAGAGAAAUAAUUCUUAAAAAAAGUGGCAUGCAGAAGGAGAAGCAGAGUAGAGUGUGGGAUCCCGAAGAAGGAUUGGAUUUGCUCACGAGACAUAACGUAAAAUCAUCCCCCUCCCCCGUAUAA
Molecule: messenger RNA, 1788 nt
Organism: Rhodamnia argentea
Lineage: Eukaryota; Viridiplantae; Streptophyta; Magnoliopsida; Myrtales; Myrtaceae
Product: disease resistance protein L6-like
Exons: 3
Coding region: 1-1788 (595 amino acids)
Biological process (GO): signal transduction; defense response
Molecular function (GO): ADP binding; ATP hydrolysis activity
Source: RefSeq, a predicted model, not a curated record